CCCGGGGAGCCCUGCGGGGCGGGACGCAGGCGGCAGCGGGGCUCGGCGCUGGGGGGGCCGGGGGGUGUCACCGUGCCGCUGCCUCCCCGCGGGGCUCGGCGGAGCCCCCGGCGGCCGCCCCGACCUGCCCGCGGCGAAGGUGGCGGCGGCGGGUGGGGAUGCCGGUCUCUAUCCUUUCCUGUCACAUGGCCGGUAACAGGAUCCCUCAUCUGCCGCUCGGCACCUCGCCGGGGCGCGGCGGCGGGACACACAUGCCGUAGGGCCGCCGCUCCCCGCACUUCGCGCUCCGCCGGCCCGCCCCGGCCCCCUCAGCCGCCCAUGGAGCCCCCCGCCCUCGCCGCCGCCCUGGCCCUCUCCGGGCUGGCGCUGAGCUGCUGCCGGGACCCGCUUCUCUCCGAAUGUUAUACAGCAAAUGGGGCUGACUAUCGUGGCACUCAGAACCAGACCUCCCAAUAUGCAGGGAAACCGUGUCUGUUUUGGAAUGAGACCUUUGAGCAUCCUUACAAUACUUUGAAAUAUCCCAAUGGGGAGGGAGGGCUUGGAGAGCAUAACUACUGCAGGAACCCUGACGGAGAUGUCAGCCCAUGGUGCUACAUUGCAGAGCAUGAGGAUGGAAUAUACUGGAAAUACUGUGAGAUUCCAUCCUGCCGAAUGCCGGGGAACCUGGGGUGUUACAAGGACCACGGAGAACCACCGCCUCUGACUGGCACCAGCGAGACCUCCAAUAAACUCACUAUCCAAACGUGCAUCAGUUCCUGCCGAAGUCAACAAUUUAAGUUUGCAGGCAUGGAAUCAGGUUAUGCUUGUUUCUGUGGAAAUAAUCCUGACUACUGGAGAUACGGGGAGGCAGCCAGUACGGAAUGCAACAGUGUUUGCUUUGGAGACCAUACUCAGCCCUGCGGUGGGGAUGGCAGAGUCAUUCUUUUUGACACCCAUAUUGGUGCCUGUGGAGGGAAUUACACUUCUGCUACCGCUGUGAUCUAUUCCCCAGAUUUUCCUGACACGUAUGGCACGGGCAAAGUCUGUUACUGGACCAUCCAAGUUCCAGGGGCAUCUCAGAUCCACUUCAGCUUUGCCCUCUUUGAAAUCAAAGAUGCUACAGAUAUGGUGGAGUUGCUGGACGGCUAUACCUAUCACGUUCUAGCUCGUUUUAAUGGCAAGAACCGGCCUCCCCACACCUUUAACAUCUCUUUGGAUUUUGUCAUUUUGUACUUUUUCUCAGAUGAAAUCAAUCAAGCCCAGGGAUUUGCUAUCAGAUAUAGAGCUGUGAAGGACAAUGUGCAUCAGAAGAGCAUUCCGAUGAAUCAGACCCUUUCAGAGAAGAGAAACGAACAAGCAAAUCUCAGCAUCAAUGCAGCCCGGUCAUCAAAGAUACUUUAUGUCAUCACAACCAGCCCGAGUCAUCCUAGCAGCUCCAUGCCCGAGUGGACAAUCUACAGCCUCACAGCGCUGCUCAUCCUCAGCGUUACAGCCAUAAUAGCAAAGAUAUUUCUCCACAUAACCAUGAGAUCCCACCCGAUACCAUCUGCAGCUGAAACAGAAGAUUCCAGCGAGGUUACGACUGCGGGCGAGAUCUGGAGUAUAUUUUACCAGCCAUCCACAUCCAUAUCCAUCUUCAAGAAAAAGCUUCGAAGCCAACAAGAUGAUUGCAACCCGCUAGUGGGAAACUGAAGUGUCUUUUAUUUUCCAAGAAUCAAUCUUCUUAAAAUCCAGGUGACUUGGGAAUAAUCCUUUUUUUAGCUCCCAAUCUCAUACUUGUUUUCUAAAAAGCCCAUUUCCAAAGGCCUCGGAGCAGCUUUGCCUAUCUGCUGUUCUCUUGGGUGUACUAAUGACAACAGAUUUAAUUGCGGCAAUAGUUUUGAAAUAUCUGGUGCUCAUCAGAUCCGUAGCGCUCUUAAUUACUGCCUUUAAACCAAAGCACUUAAAAUACAUGUAAAAACCUGUAAAAUUCAAAGCGUCCUGUACCCCUGCCAAGAGUAACUGAAUGAGUAUCUGCAGGUCGAGGACUCCUUGUGUCCUACUUUCCUGUGCGGCUCUUUUGUGUCAGGCUGCUUCAGCCCCUUUGUUCUCGAGGCUGAGGCAGAUACCGAUAUCGGGUUCAGCUGCCACAGCCACCAGAGCUCAUUGGCCUUCAACACCUCUAAAGGGGACUAGAGAGUAAAACGGGAGUCAAAGACUUUGGGAAACUCAGCCUGGUUGCCCACUGCUCUGCUGUUUCUACAAGCAGAGAGGUACAAAACCACAAUCAAAUCAAAUUCAGGAGGCAAACAUUCUGUGGAGUUUCAGCUGGAAAUGGAGUAACGGCCACCAGGUCGCGGUCUGCACGAGCAAGGAAGACUUUUAAACGGCGGUGUCUGACCCGUCAUUCGCCGAUGGUUAUGGUGAUUUUGUUCAUAGUCACAGUGACCCUUUAAAAAACUACUGCGCUCCGGUCAGAGUCCCGCAUUCGUUCUGGAUGUGAGCUUAGGGCUUCUUAAAGGACCGUCCAAAGAAAUUGUGAAUUCACUGAAUUUUUGAACAGGGAGGCUGACAAACACAAAUUCUUACUCUGAAGUUAAAGACGUUGAUCUUAGCAGCCUGAGCUCUGGACAAAGCUGCAGCCCUCUGUCAACAACUCGCCUGUGCCAGGCUGUGCAUCUGAACGCGCACCCAACGCCUGCCCUCAUGCUCGCCUGGGAGAAGCAUCUCCUUGCCUGCAAAAUUAAAACAGAACUGCACUUUUAAGAUUCAUGCCCUUAAUUGUCAAAGAGCUAAAACAUCAGUGGGGAUCUGAUCCAUGAAAUAAGUUUCUCUUUGAUUGCAACAGACAGCAUCAACUAUUUUUUCUCUCGGUGGUGGGAAAUCUGUCCACCCACGAUGCUCAGGCUUCUCGCCCCACCACCAGGAGUCACCCGGGAGUCCCUCGGCCGCAGCCAGUCCAGACCAGCACGAUAUUUAGGAAAAACUGACAAUACAGAAGUCAGAUAAAUUGCCUGGGAAAGCUUACUGAGCGAGCAGCUCCUCAAACCCAGUUCGAGGAAAUUCCGAGAGAUUAAAGUGCAGUAAUUCAGGUUCAGACAAGAGGAAUAAAUGCCAGUUUAACC
Chroicocephalus ridibundus (black-headed gull) is the source of this 3083-nucleotide messenger RNA. It is a transcript of the gene KREMEN1, whose product is annotated as kringle containing transmembrane protein 1. The record is from RefSeq and is a predicted model, not a curated record. Gene Ontology annotation, cellular component: plasma membrane. The transcript has 9 exons. Gene Ontology annotation, biological process: multicellular organism development; Wnt signaling pathway. The coding region runs from base 319 to 1671 and encodes 450 amino acids. Lineage: Eukaryota; Metazoa; Chordata; Aves; Charadriiformes; Laridae.